CUAUUAUCGGUGGACUCACAAGGUACUUUGACGACAAUUCUUAGAACAUUUUUCAAGACCACCUUACUUGGUGGUUUCUACUCCUAUUUAAACCCACAGCUACAAUCCACCAUUUCACACAAAUUCUCGUAAAAAAGACAACCUCACUGGUUACUACCUUAGACAAAAUGGCUAAGCAGAACUCCAACAUCCCUGACACAAACUCCUCUGCUGCUCUUGUUCCUAUACUUAUACAACCCAUAUCCAUGAUUGAUGAUGAAGAACUGGCUAUUCCAUUUGAGGCACCGAUCGUGUCGUCUUACAAUGACCGAAUACGCCCACUACUUGAUGCAAUUGACAAGCUCCGCCACCUCAAGGUCAUGCAGGAAGGUAUACAGCUUCCAACAAUUGUGGUGGUUGGUGACCAAUCGUCCGGAAAGUCCAGUGUUCUUGAAUCACUUGCUGGCAUCAACCUUCCACGAGGCCAAGGCAUUUGCACUAGGGUGCCACUCAUAAUGAGGCUUCAGCAUCACUCAGAUCCUCUCCCGGAGCUUCACUUGGAGUUUCUGGGCAGAACUGUCCAGACUGAUGAGACCCAUAUUUCUGAUGCCAUAAAUCAAGCAACUGAUGAGAUUGCUGGCUCUGGUAAAGGUAUAUCACACACCCCAUUAACGUUAGUUGUGAAGAAAAAUGGCGUACCUGAUCUUACAAUGGUUGAUUUGCCUGGAAUCACUAGGGUGCCUGUUCAUGGGCAGCCUGAUGAUAUAUAUGAGCAGAUAUCAGCCAUAAUAACAGAGUACAUAAAACCAGAGGAGAGCAUUAUCUUGAAUGUUUUGUCUGCAACUGUUGAUUUUCCGACUUGUGAAUCCAUUAGGAUGUCACAGCGUGUGGACAAGACCGGCCUGAGAACUCUGGCUGUUGUUACCAAAGCCGACAAAGCUCCCGAAGGUCUGCUAAAUAAAGUAGAGGCAGAUGAUGUGAAUAUCGGGCUUGGCUAUGUGUGCGUUAGGAAUCGCAUAGGCGAUGAAUCGUAUGAUGAAGCUCGAAAGGAAGAAGCUAAUUUAUUCGAAACCCACCCGCUUCUCUCAAAGUUUGACAAAUCUAUUGUGGGUAUUCCAGUUCUGGCCCAAAAGUUGGUGCGAAUUCAAGCUACAAUAAUAGCAAAAUGCUUGCCAGAGAUUGUUAGAAAGAUCAAUGACAAGCUCAGUGCAAACAGGUCAGAACUCACCAGAAUGCCCCAGAAUCUGACUUCUGUUCCAGAAGCAAUGUCUGCUUUGAUGCAGAUUAUUGGUUCCUCCGUGGAGACUCUUAGGAAAGUUCUCUUGAGAGGUGAGUUCGAGGAAUACCCAGAUGACAAACACAUGCAUUGCACUGCUCGUCUUGUAGAAAUGCUCAACCAGUGCGCUCAGGAAUUGGAAAACAGUUCAGAAGAUAACUACAAGGACAAUUUUCUAAUGGAGGAGAUACGAGUUCUUGAGGAAACCAGAGGCAUUUGGCUACCAAAUUUCCUUCCUCGCGCGGCUUUUCUCAUGAUCCUGCAGAACAAAGUAAAGGAGAUAUCUGGAGCACCGGUUGAGUUUGUCUCUAAAGUAUGGGAGUACAUUGAGAAAGUGGUGGUUGCUGUUUUAAAGCGUCACUCUGAACAUUAUCCACAGCUGGAGUCAUCUACAAGAAGAGCAGCCCAGAACCUUAUUGCCAAGAGGAAGGAUAUGUCUGCUGAUCGAGUGGCGGAGAUAAUUGAGAUGGAGAAGAUCAUAGAUUAUACUUGCGAUCCUGAAUAUCUGACAGUAUGGGGUAAGCUCAUGGCUAGUAAAAACCUCUUCCUCGAUGUUAUGAAUAAUUAUUCGAGGUGCACACUGAUCACCAUUGAUGGUUUUGGGGAAGUUGAAGUUGGGCAUUUAAAGUCCUUCCCUAGUAUUAGAGACCAAGCAUUUGACAUAAAAAUGAGGAUUACAGCAUACUGGAAGAUUGUUCUUAAAAGACUCGUUGAUUCCAUGGCUCUGAACCUACAGUUCAGUGUUAAUAAUCUGGUGAACAUGGACAUGGAGAAAGAGAUAUUGACUGAACUCAUGGAUCCUCAUGGUGGUGGACUUGAAAGGUUGCUAGAAGAAUCGCAUUCGGUGGCCACAAAGCGUGAGAGAUUGAACAAAAGUAUCAAGCUGCUGAAGGACUCUAAGGAAGUUGUUGCUAAGGUCAUGGACAGAAUUGCCUUCAAUGCUGAUUAGGUUUUGUCUGCAUCUUGCUUUUAAUUUCUCGGUUGUCGUCUGAAAUAUUUGACGGUUUUUUUGUUUUGGUAGGUUUGCUUUGUUAGAAUGCCUGAAAUCCCAUAUUAUUGUGAUGGGAAACUCUUCGGUGGUCUUAAUGUUAUGUUUGUGUGUUUGGUAGUGUGUUGCUAAUCUAUAAUGAAUUCCAAUGUAAUGGAAUGUAUUAUGCGGGAGUAGAUGAUAUUGUCUUGUCAUUUUCAGCUGGUGGAUUUGUAAUUAGUCUUUAAUUCAGAUGCAUUGGUUGAGAAUG
Molecule: messenger RNA, 2493 nt
Organism: Ilex paraguariensis (yerba mate)
Lineage: Eukaryota; Viridiplantae; Streptophyta; Magnoliopsida; Aquifoliales; Aquifoliaceae
Source: the annotation of a GenBank genome assembly